AGACGGAGGGGAGUAUCGUGAGCCACAUUAUGUAAAUAAGGUGCAGGAGCAUGUGCCAGUUAAACCGCAGUGCCGUGCGAAGUGAGAUGAGGCACAGGCUUUGGACGGCAGAAGCCGGGGCCGUCGGUAGAUGGCGGUAACCCAAGAAACCUGAUCCACCGGGCUCUCGGGCACUCUGUCUCAGUUUGCAGCACUCGCGUUGAAGCCAGAGGAGCUGAACAGUUUGAAGGACAUCAAAAGAAACAGGAGAGCCGACGGCGGGUCCUCUCGAGUUUUUGCGCGCAGCCCUCCCGAGCCGGAGACGAAACGCUUCGUCACAGAGAAAAACGGGAAAACUAAGAACACCAUGGAAGACAAAUCUAAUUCGUUCUCCAGCAACAAGGAGGAGAAGGCGGAUGGGAAUAAUGUUUUUCAGAGGCAAGACUCGAUACAGAAAAAUAACACGGGGGACAAAAAGGACCAUGGCAACUCAGUGGGCUUCAAGGGGGAGCGGGAAGAGGCCAUGGUCGGUUUUGACGAUCUGGAGGGGGCGGCCAGGCAACAUGGUUUUAUGCAGAGGCAAUUUGGGGCCAUGAUGCAGCCCGGAGUCAAUAAGUUCUCCUUGCGUAUGUUCGGCAGUCAAAAAGCCGUGGAGAAAGAGCAAGAAAGGGUUCAAACGGCCGGAUACUGGAUCAUUCACCCAUAUAGCGAUUUUAGGUUCUACUGGGACUUGAUAAUGCUCAUCAUGAUGAUGGGGAAUCUAAUCAUCAUUCCUGUGGGAAUAACAUUCUUCUCAGAGCAGACUACCACAACCUGGCUGGUCUUCAACGUGGCGUCGGACACCAUCUUCCUGGUGGACCUGGUCAUGAACUUCAGGACGGGGAUCGUCAACGAGGAGAGCUCCGAGAUCAUCCUCGAUCCCAAGGUCAUCAAGAUGAAUUACCUGAAGAGCUGGUUCGUCGUGGACUUCCUCUCCUCCAUUCCAGUGGAUUAUAUCUUUUUAAUAGUGGAGAAAGGCUUUGACUCGGAGGUAUACAAAACGGCACGCGCUCUGCGAAUCGUCCGCUUCACCAAGAUCCUCAGUCUCCUGCGUCUCUUGAGACUGUCCCGACUCAUCAGAUACAUACAUCAGUGGGAGGAGAUUUUCCAUAUGACCUAUGACCUGGCUAGUGCGGUGGUAAGAAUAUUUAAUUUAAUAGGGAUGAUGCUGCUUCUGUGUCACUGGGAUGGCUGUCUUCAGUAUCUGGUGCCUCUCCUCCAAGACUUCCCCCCUGACUGCUGGGUGUCCCUAAACGGUAUGGUUAACGUUUCCUGGGGUAAGCAGUACUCUUAUGCCCUCUUCAAAGCCAUGAGCCACAUGCUGUGCAUCGGGUACGGAGCCCGGGCGCCCGUCAGCAUGUCCGACCUGUGGAUCACCAUGCUGAGUAUGAUUGUGGGUGCCACGUGCUACGCUAUGUUUGUGGGCCAUGCGACAGCUCUAAUCCAAUCACUGGACUCCUCACGCAGGCAGUACCAAGAGAAGUACAAACAAGUGGAGCAAUACAUGUCCUUCCACAAGCUUCCAGCAGACAUGCGGCAGAAAAUCCAUGACUACUACGAACACCGCUACCAGGGAAAAAUCUUCGACGAGGAUAACAUCCUGAGUGAACUCAAUGACCCCCUCAAAGAGGAAAUCGUCAACUUCAACUGCCGCAAGCUCGUGGCCACCAUGCCCCUGUUCGCCAACGCCGACCCCAACUUCGUGACGGGGAUGCUGAGCAAGUUGAAGUUCGAGGUUUUCCAGCCCAACGACUACAUCAUCAGGGAGGGCACGGUCGGGAAGAAGAUGUACUUCAUCCAGCACGGCGUCGCCAGCGUCAUCACCAAAUUCAACAAGGAGAUGAAGCUGACGGACGGAUCCUACUUUGGAGAGAUCUGUCUGCUCACCAAGGGCAGGCGAACGGCGAGCGUGCGCGCAGACACCUACUGUCGACUCUUCUCUCUCUCUGUCGACCACUUUAAUGAGGUGCUAGAGGAGUACCCCAUGAUGCGACGCGCUUUUGAAACUGUCGCCAUCGACCGACUGGACCGCAUCGGGAAGAAGAACUCCUUGCUGCUGCAGAAGUUCCAGAAGGACCUGAACGCCGGCGUUUUCAACACGCAGGAGAACGAGAUAUUGAAGCAGAUUAUCCGUCAGGACAGGGAGAUGGUGAUGAUGGUGGACCGCAAGCAGUCGGUCACCGGGAUGAACUCAACACCAAUGUCAGGAAACUCCAUCAUUAACUCGCCGGCUCAACCGCCCUUCGCCGCCUUCGGCACCAACCAGCUCCAGCAGUCCUCCGUCCCCCUGACCUACAGCGCUUCGGCUAUCGCCAACGCCUCUGCUGCCCGCAUGCUGCCAGCUGCUGCCGCUGCCGCUGCUGCUGCAGCGCAGGGGAUCUACCCGGCUCCCAGUCUUUCCCACGGCAACCUCAACUCCUCCUCGACCAACCCGCAGCAGCAAAGCGCGAUCAUGUCGCCCUGCUCCUUCACGGCCGCCAUGUGCAGCCCGCCCGUGCAGACCCCUCUGGCUAGCCGGAGCUUCCAGUACGGCUCUCCCACAGCCUCCCAGCUGUCGCUCAUCCAGCAGCCCAUUGGCCAGCCGUCUCUACCCACACAGCAACAGCUCGCUCAGCAGCCUGCCGUCUCAGCUGCGGCUGCAUCCUCUGCAGCACAGCAGCAACAACAGCAGCAGCAGCCGUCACCUCAGCAGCAGCAGCAGCAGCAGGUCCCUUCACCUCAGCGAGGAGACAUCCACAAGAGCACACAGGCUCUUCAGUCAGGCAGCUUGAGUCGAGAUAUCCGACACUUAUCGGCUUCCCAACCGUCACUGCCACAUGACACAUCUCUGGGGCCCAGGGUGCAUCCGGCCUCAGGAGACUCUCUGGCCUCCUUCGUGCCGCCGACAGCGGCGGCAAUGCAGGGAAUGAGUCUACAGAGCGGCAUCCGCACCACAGUGCCCCAGCGGGUCAAUUUGUUCCGGCAGAUGUCGUCGGGAGCGUUGCCCCCGGUGCGCUCGGCCGCGGCGGCGGCGGCGGCGGCGGCAGUCGCAGCAGCAUCAUCAUCAUCGUCAUCUUCAGCCCAGCACAGGGAAUCCCCCGGAUCGAGGAGAGAUUCUGUCCUGAGCAGUACAGAGACUGAGCAAGACAAAAUGCGUUUCGCAUCAAAUUUAUGAUCCCAUUUUCCCCUCUCCCGUUCUUUUUUUAAACAUGUUCGAAUUCAUUUUUAAAAAAAAAUAAAAUGGAGAUAGAAGAAAAGAGGUAAAAAAUGAGGAACUUCAGCAUUUUUUUUUUGUUUUUCUCCAAUUUUCUUCUAAAGUAACCUCAUAGAAAUCCUGUAUAUAUAAGCCCUUGUAUUAUAUUUUAGACAAAUUUUGUCUCCCUAAACUUAAGAAUGUAUAUUAUACAGAUACAUCUCUCUUUUCUUUUACACCAUAUAUAUGUAUAUGGUUGAAUGGGUGCGCGAGUGCGUGUGCGUGGUGCGUGCAUGAGUGUAAAAAAGGAAAAAAAAAAAUUCCAACUUCAAUAUUGGCAAUGGCAAUUUAAAACUGUAGUAUAAACAUGAGUCUUCCUUUCUGAGAAAUAUAAAGAAUUAUAUAUCAUGUAUGAAGUUUUUUAUUUUCUCUUUUUGCUUUCUUCUUCUUCUUUCUUUUUUUUAAACUGGAAUGCAUUGUGCAUACUGACAAUGACUUUUAUUUUCUUUCUUCUUCUUCUUUUUUUUUUUUUUUUUUUUUUUUUUUAAACCAGAGGAAGAGGAAAACUAUCUCCUCCUAUUAAGCAGCUUUAGGCACCACUGUGGAACAACAAAUGCAAGCGACUCUUGACGAAUAAUCUCAAAAAGCACACACACUCACACGAAAAUGAAUCUCCAACCAAUUUGCUGAAGACUCGUUUCAGAACUCAACACGACUACUGUAACCAAGUAUUGCGUUGCUCUCGGCAACAAAAACACAGUCCGCUGAGCCGCCAUGUACCCGCAGAGGCUCGCAUACAAACCACGACAGUGUUAUGGGUCCAAAGGGAAUAGAUAAUAGAAAUGCUGCUUUCUUUGUUUUUUGUUUUUCGAGGAAAAUGGCACGUGGAGGCAGAUGUGGAUGGAUGCUAUUGUUUUUUCUAUUUCUGAUUUCAGAUGGCUGAGAUGUUACGUAAUGUUGCUUAAAAAAAAAUUCUGUGUAUAUUUAUAAUAUUUAUAAACUAAAGAUUAUCACCAUUAUGCAAUAGACUGUGACAUAAAGAUUACCUAUAUGUGUGCUGUAAAUAGUUUUGUAGAUCUAGUAUUUACAGAUACUGUGUGGUGCAUUCUCUAUCAUAACAAUGUCUUACUUCUAUCAGGAACCUGGAUAUCAUCUAUAUGCGACAAAAAGGUUAAGUGACAAAAUACAUUUGUUUCAUAAGAGAUAAACAAACCUUAAUGCAAUAGCUAGCGCGACGUGACGCUGAGAGAAGCCUGACUGAAGGACAUUUCUGAUUCCCGGUCGUGGUCCUUGUGUAGUUCGGUGUCGUCCUAUUGAAAUCAAUCUUUUCCUCACUUCCCAAAACUCCUUAGGGUCAUUUUACAAAUGAUUCUUAACAACUGUACGGCUUCAAGGUGGGAAUCAUGUUUUAUUAUAUGUUUCAAAUCACCUCAAAUUUACUUCUUGUCUUGCUCAUUCGCUCCUUCAGUAAAACUAUGUUUUCACACAUACUGUAUGUUUUAGGUUGAAGUGCAUUGACAUUUCAAGGCGGUUUGUCACAAAGUUUAAUCAGCUGAUUUUGUGACGCAAACUUUCCAUUAUUAUUAUAUUUAUUUAUUUUUCUUUUUUUGAUGACACAGGGGAUGAAUUUGAAAAUAAUGCAUUUUAAUUGGGAGCAUCCUCCAUGCCUGCACCAGUUUGUGAAAUAGUCAUGAAAUUAACCUGUUUUGUUUGUUUUUUAGAUGAGUGUCUAAAACCUGACAAAAGCCCAGCUUAGGAGACUGCAGUGUGGUAGUUGCUCCAGUCUUUACGCGCACACAAGACUCCAAAAACUGGGGUUCGAGCCCUUUAUCGAACCGUUUUGUUUCAUGUUGUGUUCCUCCUUUCUCUCCCCUUAACUCACUGAUUGGUCCAAGCAACAAAAACCCUUGGACAGGAUCGAGAAAAGAUUAUGAUUUGGCUCAAAACAGAUGGUGCAGGCAGGAGCGUUGCAAGCGACUGACGUCUUUUGAGCAUCAUACCCUGUGUCACAAAAAAGAAAAUCAUUUGUCCAAGGACAUGAAUCACCUACAUUUCAUUCUCUGACUGUUUCGUUUAAUGCCACGAGGCUGGGACUAAAUGUUUCCACCAGGAGGUGUUUUUGAGCUGCAGCUAGUGAGGAACAAGGAAACGCUGGUUUGCAUUAAGGUUUCUGUCUCAUGUAAAUCCAUUGUGUGGGCUUAGGUACUUUAGACUGACCCGGACUUUGAGGCAAGGAGGUAAGGUCAAACAAGAACAUCGUGACUCAAUUAAAAAAUAAAUAAAUAAAUAAAAAGAAGAGAAUAUCUUAAAAAAAUCUGAUGACGAAAGUAAGUCAUGGAUUACGGGUCCCUACAUUUACAGGACACUGUGCUCAGGCUCGCCUUGACAACGUAGUCCACUCUCAGGAGUCACGGUUUUCACGGCACCAAAUAUCCCAUCAGUUCAAAGCGCCUAAGCCCGUUUGAGAUACCGUUUUUAAAAAGAUUAACAAGUCUUCACUACAGAUUGUGUCGAUAGUGUACCAAUACAGUCAACCCACCAAGUGUCAUGAAAGCAUGCGCUGUCACAAAUACUUAAAAAAGAAAAAAAGAAAAAAGAUACUAUCUCAAAGAUGUUAAAUGUAAUGUUAGAUUAUGUUUUUGUUCAUUGUCUGUCUGCCUAGAUGUUAUCUGUGCGUGAACAGAAGCAUUGACUUUUCACAUGGACAUUCUGAAGUAUUUGUGCCUAAACUAUAGCCAUGUUCCAUCCUUUGUUACGAGAGUGGGAGCUCGGCGCAUACGGCGGGGAGGGGCCGGGGAAAGGGGGCGGGGCCACGUCCGCACACGACUGCACAUUCAUACUUACUAUACUCUUAUGUGUUCUAUGUCUCAGUGUUUUUAGACGAGAAAGGAGCAAGCAACGACGACGGCCAAAUGUCUCAGUUUAUCCGAUUGGUCUCUUUACUUACAAUGUGAACUCCUAGAGGCAGGAUUUUCUAACAUUCUCAGUCGAGCUAUAUAGAAUAUUUAAAGGAGGUCAUGUACAGUUUAAAAGAAAAUUCAAUAAAAGUGCAGCCUUUAGACAUCACGAUCACGUUUGACGAGACAUUGUACAAAUUCGGAGCACCUUUAUACCUUUCUUUGUAGCUAGCCGCUGAUGUUUGGGGUUGACUAUUGAUGUGUGGAAGGAAACUGGCCAAAGCGAAACAUUCUGAGUCAUUGUCUUUGUUUUUAAAUUGCACUUUCUGAUUUCCUAAUAAAAGAAAAAUAGCUUCUUUCAGCUAGGAGAGAUGUCGAGUGAGUUGAGUGAGGAGGGAGCGAUGUUCCCGAGAAUUUGUGCUGCCCUGUUCCUGUUUGAGGUUCCAAAUGAGGCGGGAGAUGUUCCAUUUACAACGAAGAGCGCUUAAUCGUGAAUAUGCCAUAGUGUAUAGGAACUAGUACACAGUCAAGAUGGACAGCAGCACUGUUGGUUUGUGCUGUUUUUGAUACUUGCCUUUGGAGGGAGAGCUUCCCAACUAUGUGCUUUUUUCACUAUCCCAAUCGCAACUAACAUACUGGAAUGGGCAUUAAUGGUGAUGUAUAACACAAACUAAUGAGCUUACAUAUUAGCAGUAUAGAGACUCUCAACAAACCAGCACAUAUAUUUGUAUAUUUCUUUGUUGUUUUGUUGGUUUGAGGGGAAACUAGAGAUGCAAAAGGAACUGAUAAUGCCCACAGUGGAUAAACCAAGUGUUUAUUUGGUUUGGAUGAACACAGGUUUCAUAUGUUUACUGAUGAUGUGCGCCGUGGAGAGAGGGGCAGAAGCGUCUGCUGAGCUGCUCGGUCCUCUUAAACCCCACUCACAUGGUCAUUGUUCAGCUCAUUCAUGUAAUCCAAGGCUUAGAGGAAAAAGAAGUGUCGGAAACUUAACACGGAUGAAAGAAGAAAGAUAAAUGUAAACUUUCUUACAACAAUAUGCAGACAAACAGUGUUUGUCAAAAAAUCUUUUUGAUUUUUUUUUGUUUAUUUUGUUUGUAAAUAAUAAACCUUGAAAAUAUAGAAAAUAAACAACAUAUUGUCAUUUAAAA
This is a messenger RNA of Mugil cephalus (flathead mullet), 7235 nucleotides long. RefSeq names its product potassium/sodium hyperpolarization-activated cyclic nucleotide-gated channel 1 (gene hcn1). NCBI's taxonomy places the organism in Eukaryota, Metazoa, Chordata, Actinopteri, Mugiliformes, Mugilidae. The transcript is spliced from 8 exons. The record is from RefSeq and is a predicted model, not a curated record. Gene Ontology annotation, cellular component: membrane. Gene Ontology annotation, molecular function: voltage-gated potassium channel activity. Gene Ontology annotation, biological process: transmembrane transport; potassium ion transport. The coding region runs from base 347 to 3172 and encodes 941 amino acids.